Messenger RNA from Perkinsus marinus ATCC 50983, 768 nucleotides. RefSeq lists its product as hypothetical. The transcript has 3 exons. The record is from RefSeq and is a predicted model, not a curated record. The coding region runs from base 1 to 768 and encodes 255 amino acids. NCBI's taxonomy places the organism in Eukaryota, Perkinsozoa, Perkinsida, Perkinsidae.
AUGUCUGAUGCUUCCACUGAGAAGAUUGAGGCAUUGACUGAUAAGCUGACACAGCUUACAGAAGUGGUGACUCAGAUGACUCAGAUUCGUGAUAAUCGGUCAUCAUCAUCGUCAUCGGCAACUCUUGUUGGUCUAAGACUACCUAAUGUCGUUCUGCCCGUCUACAGAUCGACGGAUGAUUUAGAUGACUUCUUGCAUCAAUUGAGGUCCAUUCUUGCGACUACAGAGACCCCUACGAAACAUUGGGUUGCUCUGCUGAAACAGCAAGUGAUGCAAGAUAAGAGGGCUUUCGAUUUGGUGAGGUUAGCUGAGUCUCAGUAUCAUUCUGAGCUCACGAGUGCCAAGUCAGAGGAGGACUAUCGUAACUACUACAAAAAAGUUCAGAGUUUCCUAUCUUCUAAAAGAGGGAAACCUAAGGAGGAGAAGACUCUCGAUCUACUCACCAAGUUCAAUGCUAUGUCUCAGAAUGUCGAUGAGACAGUAGAAGAAUUCUCUGUGCGAUUUCUGGAUCUCCAUCAUGAUCUGCAGAAGUUGAUCCCUAAAAUCUAUGUGACUACCUCCCAGGAGGAGAAUGGAUCGACUAAGGUUAAUGGCCUUCAGUUGCAGUUGCGGUUCAUUGUGCAUUCAAGCUGCGGGAAGAGAUCCGUAAAGAGAUUGUUGCCCGACAGAUUAAGUGUGGAAGAGAAGAACAUUUUGCUCGAGACUAGAGCCGAGUUUCUCACGCUGGCUGGAACCAGCAACCUAUCGAUAGGACUGGAAUCUCUCUAA